Molecule: messenger RNA, 842 nt
Organism: Osmia bicornis bicornis
Lineage: Eukaryota; Metazoa; Arthropoda; Insecta; Hymenoptera; Megachilidae
Product: mitochondrial transcription rescue factor 1
Exons: 4
Coding region: 212-823 (203 amino acids)
Source: RefSeq, a predicted model, not a curated record
CAGUAAAUUGUAAAAGAGAAAAUUAUUUCUUAUUUUAUCAUAAAUAUUAAUAGGAUUUAAAAAAAAAAUAUCUUAUGUAUGUAGGAGCUGUUAAAUAUUUGUAUACAAUUUAUUACGUGCUAAAAGUAUGAACCAAAUCAUUCUAUCACAAAUAAGUAAUCCUAACCUUUAACAAUUGCGUCGUUUACUGUUCAAGACAAUAUUUUUAAGGAUGUUAUAUAGAAUAGCAAUUUGUAACGUUAUACGAAGAACUGUAUUUACAAAUACGAAAAUAUAUUAUCCAUUACAAGUUAUAUUAAAUAAUAAUCUUAAGCGUUAUAAUUUAUGUACAAAUUAUUCGUCUUCACGACAAAGUUUUAAUCUAAUUACAUUUAAAAGAUUUAAAAGCAAAAAUGCAUCUCCAAAACAUAGUAAACGUGACAUUGAUGAAGAGGACGAAGAUGAAAAUGAAAUUAAUGUAGAUAUUGAUGAUUUAUGUACACCAAAAUCAAAAAUUAUUGAUACUGCAAUACCCUCUCUUCGACUGGAUGCUGUCGCUAAAGCUGGAUUGGGAAUGUCACGCGCCAAAUUGGAUAAGGAAUUUUACAAAAGUAAUUUGCGUCUUAAUGGACAAAAAUGUUUAAAGAAGAGUGCUAUGGUAAAGGUUGGCGACGAAAUUGAUCUUGUUCUACGAAAAAGUCCAGAAAAUCCUAAGUUCAUAAUAGUAGAUCGUUGUGUAUUAGCAUCAGUUUCUGCAGAUGUAGAAGAAGCAACUAUCAGAGCAAAAAUUAUUCAAGAUAAAUCUUUAUUAAUUGAAGAUUAUGAUGAUCCAUGGAGUGGUUGAAUAAGAUUGUAAAAAAUUA